CUUUGUCCGGUGGCGAUAGAAGGCCAUGAUAAUUAUGGCAAAAUUUGCGUUUAUGAAUGAAUUAUAGCAUAAUGGUGGAUCAACAAGCAUACACCGAGUGAGGACGGGUUUGCUGACAAUGACACACCAGAGAGUUUCAUUUUAAAGGACAGCAGAGAGAGCAACGGAGAAAGGGUACAGUUUGCUUCCAAAGACAGUCUGCAAGAUGGCUAGCUAUCUUCAGUGGCAUGCUAACGUUAGCUAGUCAGCUAAUGUUAGCAUAGUAAACAUCCAAUUUCCAAAAACAUGAUUGAUUGCUUAAUCUUUACUCUGAUAAGUAAAACCAAGUGCACAUUUUAACAACUGAAUGUAGAGAUAUAAAUAAUGGCUUCGGGUAAUUUUCCGGUGUUGGAGCUACUGGGUGAAAUCUCAAUGCCGCUAGCGAGCCACAUUGAGUAACGUGGUAGUAACUAGCCUGCGUUAGCUAGCUGGUUUGUUUUUUUUUGUUUUCUGCCACACAUCUGUAAGUGAUCAUUUAGAGAGGGAGGUGGGGUGCUCUGUUACUUGCUUGUACUGGCACCCACGCCAGGUAGCAAGCAACCAGUUGUACUCAGCUUGUAGAAACAACAACAAGACUUUAACUUGUGCUGAAGAACCAGAUCCCGUUUUUACCUGACGCUUAUUUGGUGACCAAAUCCCGGCGUGACAGACACCGUGGCGAAACAUUUAGCAGCUGGAAAUUAGUUUCCAGACCUGGGCCGGCUUUAUAAUCUAAUCUAAGUUGCAUAAAUACGUGUUAGAUAAUAUUUAAAUGAUAUUGAAAAUGACCUGAAAGGCAGAUUCCACCUACUUUUGGCUCAUAGCCUUUAAGACGUCGUCAUUUUUAACUUUUUUUUUUCUUGCACAUGAACGGUGAUAUGCCACUUCACCGACAGUCAUAUUAGCUAAUGGCUGCCGAAUCGGGGAGACUACUGGCGGGACAAGGAAAACGAAGCAAAGCUUCCCAGAUGAAGAGUCCCGAGAAGAAGAAGGCCAGGAAAUCCACCACUCAGGCGGCUGGGUUUUCCCACCUCACUGAGUUUGCACCCCCUCCGACACCAAUGGUGGACCACCUGGUGGCUUCCAAUCCCUUCGAUGAUGACUUUGGACCGCCAUCCCGACCCAGUGGCACAGGCGCACCAGGCAAUGCUCCAUUUCUACCCAGUCCGGGUGCAGGCGGUGGAGGCGGUUAUGGAGGUGGAGGCAGAAUGGGCGGCGGCAUGGGCUUCAUGGGAGGACCAGGAGGACCAGGUGGCGGCCAGCCUGUGCGGCGUCCUCCAUUCGGCCCGCCAUCCAACGCUGGACCUCACCAUCAAUUAGGCUUUGGAGGCAUUCCCGGCUUUGGAGGCGGUGUUGGGGGAGGAGGAGGCGGCGGCGGAGGAGGAGGUGGUGGCGGCGGCUUUCCUCCUGGCGGGCCUUCUCAGUUCAAUAUGCCACCAAACUUCAGUCCACCCAUGCACGGCGGCCCAGGUUUCAACCCCAUGUUGUCCCCGGGAGCUAUGGGAGGUCCUGGAGGAGGGGGGGCACCUCACCCUCGCUUUGGCAUGCCACCACAGCAGCAGCAUGGUCAGGGUGGACACCCAUUCAACAGCCCGCCUUUACCUGGUGGAGGAGGUCCAAGAGGGCCCCCGCAUGGUCCACUGCCUCCCAUGGGAGGAGGCAUGGGUCCUGGAAUGAACAUGAUGGGGGGCAUGGGUGGCGGCCCAGGAAGCAACAUGGUGGGAGGGAUGCCAGGUAUGCCCCCGCAAGGGCAGUUCCCUCCCUCCCAGGACGGUCCUUACCCUGGCCCCAGCCCACCAGGACCAGGCAAUGAGGAUGGAAAGAACUUUGGUGGAGGAGGGGCACCGCCUGGGCCUCAGCAGCAGCAGCAACAACAGAUUAACCUAAAUCCCAAUGGCCCCCCUCCUAAUAACACCACUCCUGGCCCUCCUGCUAACUCAGGCCCCUCGCAGCCAGGGGGAGGGUUCCCGGGCCACCCUGACGUCCAGCAGCCCAAUGCCAACACACCCGGUCAGCCUCCCUCAGCACCACCCCAGCCUAACCCCAAUUCUUCUCCUACUGGGCCCCUUAAUGGGUCAGGGCAGCCCCAGCAUCCUCCACCCAGUCAGCUGCAAGCCCCCAAUAAUUCUAACACCCCCAACUCAAACAACUCAAACCAGCAACAGCAGCAACAAUCCACUCCACCUAACUCUGCCCCUGGUUCCACCCCAUACAACCAGCAGAACAACACUCCUGGUACUGGUGGUCCACUCCCAAACCCGGCCUCCAAUUCAGGUCAGAAUAACAUGACCAACAACAAUGGGGGCAACACUCCUGGCAGCAACCCCAACCCACCCUCCAACUCAACUUCGACCCCAAACACCCAGUCCCCUCUGCCCCCCGGCCCGGCAGCUCCCUCGACCGGGCCUGGUUCUGGCCCUGGGAAACUUGGCGGACCUGGGAUGGUCUUCCCUUGCGGCCUCUGCAUGGCAGAGGUGCACGACGAUCAGGACGCCAUCCUGUGCGAGGCGUCGUGCCAGCGCUGGUUCCAUAGGGACUGCACGGGCCUGACGGAGCCGGCGUAUGGGCUGCUAACUCGAGAAAGCGCUGCCGUUUGGGCCUGUGACUUCUGCAUCAAGACCAAGGACAUACAGGCCGUGUUUGUGCGCCAGGGUUUAGGCCAGUUGGUGGCAGCUAAUGAGAGUUGAGGAGUGGGCAACAAGGGACAAGGGAGUGUCGUGGAGGUGCAAAAGCAUGAGGACAAAUAGAGACAAUCUUUCCUCUGAUCUAAUUGAAUGACCUGUGUUUCAUGUCAUCUACUCGCCCAACUUUCUCUUAACUAGCCCUUUACUCGUUCACUACACCCAGAAACAUGGUCAUUGAUAUUCAUGCUUAUACAUAGCACUUUUGAGUGGCUAGAGGCAAAUCAUUUUUUUCUCCCCCUUCCCUAGAGGUGUCAAAUCUUAAUGAAUGUUAACUACACAGUCCUUCAGACAUCUAGCCUGCCAACCAGCAAAGCACUGACACCAACACACUACCUCACAAACUUUGUGACUGACUGGCACGGAGGCUACCGCACUGACUUGACUGUGAUUGUCUCGUCACACUCAUUCACCACAUGGAUAAGAUGCUAUCUCAAACACACACACACACACACACACACACACAUUGAUAAAGAGUGUAAUGUUAAAUCUUUCCCCACUGUUUGUUGCUACAGUGACUCAAAUCCUCACCAUUUAUUCUGUAUUUGGAGGCUUUAAUCAAAACAGAAACUGUAUGAAAUAAUUUAUCAAAACACAUUAAAAGAGUGCCUGAAAGUCUGAGAGAAACUUUGGUUUAAUUCAUAAAUUUAUCCCAAGUUUCAUUUGCCAUUCAAGCACUGCCCUGUCACAUUAUUAGCCUUUAAAUUCAAGCAAAUAAAAAAAAACACAUUGGCAUAUUAACACAUACAUGUUUAAGGGGAAAUGCUUUUAAAGUUAUUUUUCCAAGUCCUGCAUAUGCAAACAUGCACAUAAACACUCCCAGUUACCCUCUGGUUCUUGUAUCUGUCAUUUUGUACACAGUGCUGAUUAACCCAAAGGAGACCCAGGCUAAUAUCUCAUUCAAUCCUUGCAAAAAGUGGACUUUAACAUCAAAGUAAUUGUAAAUAUUCAGACAGAAUCUUGGUCUGGAGCUCCUCAUUCAUUGUGAACAUGCCUGAGAGUUGACCAAUGAACAAAAUAAGUUGAACUUGUGUGUUUUGGUUGUGUACAGUAAGACGUUUUGGUUUUUAUACAGUACAUUUGAGUCAACUAUUUCUUUUUAUCUCUGCAGUACACACAAAUUGUGAAAUCAUUGCUUUUGGAUGGUGUUGGCAUAGCAAGUAGUGACAUCAUGUCAUAUCAGAUGUGCAUAGUCCUUUUUUUUUUGAAGAAAAGAAGAAAAAAGAGGGGAGGGGAGGGUUGCAUGUGAAUCAAUGCAGUAACUGUCUGAUCUGUUUGUUUAUAUACUGGCCUCUGAGCUGUAAGAGGCCUUGAGAUAGACCAAAUAACUUAAGAGUGAAAACAACUUUUUCACAUCUCUGUCAUGGUAUAAGGUGUUUAUAAAUGUCCUUCCUUCUCCCAUUUCUUUAUUCAAUGUCCAGGUUGCCUUUCUGUUCCUUGCUCCCUCUACUGUUCUCUCUCUUUUUUCUUUUUUGUACCGGUAUUUGUGCUGUGCUCUUGCUCUGCUCUUGUGCCUCCUGGUGGAGCCUGGAAGAACCAGUGAGUCCUGGAUGGGGGGGGGGGAAGGUACUGAACUCUGAGUAAAGAGUUUUUUUUUUGUACUUGUCCAUGUCUGUUUAUAUUCCCAUUUUUUAAUUUGUUUGCUAUUUGUUGUAUUAAAAUAAGGUUAAGGAAAACCUGAUUAAACGGAUAAUGUUA
Messenger RNA from Labrus mixtus (cuckoo wrasse), 4397 nucleotides. It is a transcript of the gene pygo2, whose product is annotated as pygopus homolog 2 (Drosophila). NCBI's taxonomy places the organism in Eukaryota, Metazoa, Chordata, Actinopteri, Labriformes, Labridae. The coding region runs from base 927 to 2705 and encodes 592 amino acids. The transcript has 3 exons. The record is from RefSeq and is a predicted model, not a curated record.